Molecule: messenger RNA, 1507 nt
Organism: Linum trigynum
Lineage: Eukaryota; Viridiplantae; Streptophyta; Magnoliopsida; Malpighiales; Linaceae
Source: the annotation of a GenBank genome assembly
CGAAAAUCCCUAAUAAUUCUUUACCACAUUUUUGUUUCUCCUUUCUUUUCUUCCCUCCCAACUGCCUUCUUUUCCUUCCCCUGUUCAUUUCGUUGGGGUUUUGAAAUGGGUUUUCCGAGAAAGAAACAAGAACAGAGAGAAAUGAGGAAACAGAGCACAAUGCUGCUGAAAUUAGACGAUUUCGCCGGCGUGACCCAGCAGCGGAAAUGGACUCGGUUCGACUACCUGGUCGCCGUGGCCAAAUUUGCCCUCAAGAAGCUACAACAAGAAGAGGAGCAACAGAACUUCCAUCUCCGCCGCCGCCUCUCCCAUUUGCCUCCUCUGCCACCGACCGGUCGCCGCAAGUCGGGCUCUUUCCGUUCGAUUUCCGUCGAACCCAGCAAGAAAAUCGAAAUGUAUGAAAUGGGAAAGAAGAAGAUCAAGAAGGGAAAGGGGAGAAAGAACCAAGAAGCGGUUUUUGGCGGGAUGGAUUUUCGUCCGCCGCUGCCGGAGCGAUUCGCGAGGUACAUCGACGAGGUGAGGGGGAGGGAGGUGAAGAUGGUGAUCCAGAAGCGUCUGUCGAGGAGCGACCUGGACCAGAGCCAGGCUCGGCUGUCGAUCCCGCGCGGGGCGGUGGAGGAAGAGUUCCUGACGGCGGAGGAGGCGGCGGAGCUGGGGAAGCGGUGGGGCACGCAUGGAUGCCGGCUAGGCGGGGUGGACGCGCGCCUAAUUGUCGAGCCAAUGGAGAAGGAAUGGCUUGUGCAUCUGAAGCAGUGGGGCACGGUCGUCGGCAGGGGGAACUACGUUCUGACGUCGCAGUGGAACAGCGUGGUGGAGGAAGUGAAGUUUGGGGAAGACGACGCGAUUCAGCUUUGGAGCUUUAGGGUCGGAAGGGAACUGAAUCUGGUUUUGGUACGGUUGGGUUUGUGAAUUGAGGGGGAUUUUGGUUGCGGAUUAGGGAUUUUUGGGGGGAAAUUUUUUGGGGCGCCAUUCAUGGCGGCGGUGGUGGAGGACCGGCCGGAGGAAGCCGUUGAGCUGAAUUUUGGAUUAGCUGUGUUCUGUAAGUGGGAUUAGUCUGUCAUUAAGGGGUGGCUGUUUAGUUCUUCCUUUGUAAUCAUUUGAGAUUAGAGUGUACAUAAGGCAGAGAUCCAAAGCUUUCUGAUGACAGAUUAUUCGGGUUACUUUCACUUUUUUUGUUAGUGUUAAUCAUCAAUGGCAUUUUGAUUGGGCUAAUCAACAAAAUGGUUUGAAAUGAGAUCAAAAUGGUUUGAAGCAACCCAAAUUAACUUGCGCUAAUUGGAAUUUGGAGAUCAAAAUUGUUGGCAUUAGCAUAUUAUUACUUAUGACGUUGUAACAAGGCCCAAAUUUAACAAGGCCCAUUAAACAGUAUAGUUAGACGGUAGAGUAUAUUUGUUACGUUUUAAUAUUAAAAGAGUAGAUUUAUACAAAAUAUUAAUAGAGAGUUACGAUUUACUUAGUUUGCAAUAACACUAGAAGGUACAAAAUGCUAUAAAGCCUAAAUAUAAUA